This is a messenger RNA of Patella vulgata (common limpet), 8420 nucleotides long. RefSeq names its product transmembrane 9 superfamily member 2. The record is from RefSeq and is a predicted model, not a curated record. Lineage: Eukaryota; Metazoa; Mollusca; Gastropoda; Patellidae. Gene Ontology annotation, biological process: protein localization to membrane. The transcript has 18 exons. Gene Ontology annotation, cellular component: membrane. The coding region runs from base 123 to 2114 and encodes 663 amino acids.
CACAAUUCUAAUGGUGACGUGUAGCGGCCAUUUUCUAAAUACCUGACAGGGCUAACAAUUUAUUUACUGUUUUGAAGCUUGUACAACUUGAUGUUACAUUUGUAACAAGACCGUUUUUCGCCAUGAACAUACAGUUUAGCCUUUUGUUGGCAUUUUUAGCCAGCGCACCUCAUACUUCUGCCUUCUAUUUACCUGGUUUGGCACCUGAAACUUACUGCGAUGUCAACUUUGCCAAAGACGAACCGUCACACUGGGCGAACUGCAAGUCCAAUGUGUCGAUAUUUGUAAACCGUUUGAACUCACUGGAAACUGUUGUACCAUAUGAAUAUAACUUAUAUGAUUUUUGCUCAUCUGGUAAUGACAAUUCACCAGUUGAAAAUCUUGGGCAAGUCGUAUUCGGUGAGAGAAUUCGACCUUCACCAUAUAAAGCUACAUUUAAACAGGAUGAAAAAUGUAAAUCUGUUUGUCAGAAAAUUUAUAAGAAAGGAGAUCAAACCAGUAUUAAGAAUUUGAAAUUUUUAGCUCGGGGAAUUAAACUGAAUUACCAGCAUCAUUGGAUUAUAGAUAAUAUGCCUAUAACUUGGUGUUACGCUGUGGAGUCCGGCGGUAAUUUCUGUUCUACUGGAUUCCCAGUUGGUUGCUAUGUCAACAAUAAAGGAAGAAGAAAGGAAGUUUGUCAGCUUGAUCCACGUCUAACAGAGCCAGGAACACAUUAUCUAUUUAACCAUGUAGAGAUUACUAUAGAAUACCACGCCAGUGACGGAGCUGAAUGGGGUGAUUCAUACAAAAACGGUGGAAGAAUCAUCGGAGCUAAAAUAACACCAAGAAGUAUAAAUCACAAGGCAUCUGGAAGUGGAGCCUGUGGCAAUGAUGUACCACCGCUUGGUUUUAAAGAUGCUGACAUUAAAGAUGAUUUAAAAUUUAACUAUACUUACUCCAUUACGUGGCUGGUAAAUAAUAAUGUCAAAUGGUCAUCAAGAUGGGAUUAUAUUUUACAGUCUAUGCCUAAUACAAAUAUCCAGUGGUUUAGUAUAAUGAACUCCCUAGUUAUUGUAUUAUUCCUGUCUGGUAUGGUGGCCAUGAUUCUUUUACGAACUCUACAUAAAGAUAUCGCUCGAUACAACCAGAUGGAUAGCGCUGAGGAUGCUCAGGAAGAAUUUGGUUGGAAGUUGGUCCAUGGAGAUGUUUUCCGUGCUCCAAGAAAGGGCAUGGUUCUAUCCGUGCUAACGGGAUCUGGAGUACAAAUCUUCUUCAUGGUUCUUAUAACACUCUUAUUUGCUUGUUUGGGUUUCCUGUCACCAGCCAAUAGAGGAGCUUUGAUGACAUGUUCAUUGGUACUGUAUGUAUGUCUCGGAACACCAGCGGGAUAUGUCUCUGCUAGAAUCUAUAAAAUGUUUGGUGGUGAAAAAUGGAAAUCCAAUGUUUUGUUGACAGCUUUCUUAUGUCCUGGAGUUAUUUUUGGAAUCUUCUUUGUAUUGAAUUUGUUGUUGUGGAUAGAAAAAAGCAGUGCAGCCAUUCCAUUCUCCACUCUCAUUGCCUUAUUGGCUUUAUGGUUUGGUAUAUCAGUACCCCUCACCUUUGUUGGAGCUUAUUUUGGAUUUAAGAAAAGACCUAUUGAACAUCCUGUAAGAACCAAUCAGAUUCCACGACAGAUACCUGACCAAUCGUUUUACACAAAAGCCAUCCCAGGAAUUAUAAUGGGUGGUGUUUUACCGUUCGGUUGUAUCUUCAUUCAACUCUUCUUUAUAUUAAACAGUAUAUGGUCCCAUCAGACAUAUUAUAUGUUUGGUUUUCUUCUCUUAGUUUUUCUUAUUUUAAUUGUUACAUGUUCUGAGGCCACCAUUUUACUUUGUUACUUUCAUCUGUGUGCUGAGGACUAUCAUUGGUGGUGGAGAUCGUAUUUAACCAGUGGUUUUACAACCGUCUAUUUCUUCAUCUAUUGUAUUCAUUUCUUCGUAUCGAAAUUAGAGAUGUCAGGGGCUGCAAGUACAUUCCUGUAUUUUGGUUAUACAGCUAUAAUAGUUAUUCUCUUCUUCUUACUCACUGGUACAAUGGGAUUUUUCUCGUGUUUCUGGUUUGUGAGUAAAAUAUACAGUGUUGUUAAAGUGGACUAACUGGUUAAUAAAGUCUAUAUAACAGAGGGAAAUAAUGGCAAGUCUGCUGUGAAACAGAAGGGAAGCCACAAAUAAUGAAGGGUUUAUAUCAAGUUUAUUUUUUGUUAUGAGUUAAUUAUAUCGGAUCUGUAGCAUCCACAUGCACGACACAUGAUGUGAUUGUUAGUUUCUUUCAUUGAUAUUUAUUUUAACAAUUAAAUAUUUGUUACACAAUUGGACAAAUUCAAAGAAUUGUCAGUGUUAAAAAAAAAAAACUCAAUAAAUGUGUCAAACAAUUAGAUAUACAUUGUAUUGUUCAGUCUGUGAGAAAUAUAUUUUCACAUGAUAGAACAAUUUAUGUUUUCUAGCGCUGAAGAAAGUCAAUAACUGCAACAAAUAAUCACAUAGUGUGUGAUUUGUGUAAAAAAACAUUACAUUUAAGGGGAGGCACUGCUCGACAAAUAUGAAUUUUAAAAUAACUGGCUUCUAAUAAUGCUAUCAACUUGAAAUUUUCAGGAAUUGUUCACAUCGACAAAAUAGGCUAAUCGGCAGUUUUGGGGGAAUCUGCUUUACUGGUUACCAUGGAAACAAAAAAAAAUCAUUUUUACUGCUUAAAAAAAAUCGUUCUCUGAAAGUAUCAAAGGUAGAAGCCUGGAACUUUUUUUAAAAUGUUCCUACGACAUUUCUCUGUGCAAUUAUCAAUAUAGUGUUGUUAUUGUGUCCUUACAUGUCAUUCUAUGUCAACAAAACAAAAAUUAUGAAAAAUGUUGUUUUCAAUGAGAGAUUUCAGAUGCCAAUUUACUACACUAAAAAUUCAUUUAGAGUACUGAAAAUCCUUAUUUGCAUGGAACUAACAUUACUUAAGUAUGUGUGUAAGUUUCAGACAUAUCUGUUGUAAACUUUUCAAGAACGAUUUUUUGUAAGGUUGUCGACUGUUGAUAUUUUACUUUUUGAGAAAUUAAGACAUAAAGAGGUAAAACAGCAAAAUUUGAAUUGCAAGAGUGUUCAAAAGUGCAUUUUUUCUAUCAUAAACCACUUUAUAUGUAUUUUCUUUAAUUACAAGUGAAUUAAAAAUGAAUGAACAUCACAAAUAUGCAAAUAUAAAAAAUCGAUAAUUUGAGUCAAAAUUGACAUUUGUCGACCCUUGCCUCCCCUUAACGAAAACUGUAUUUAGACAGAGAUUUUACUAUUCUCUAGUUGAUAAAACUUGGCACAUAUCAUGUCACUAAUGAUUAUUAUUGGCAAUAAACAAUUAAAAAUAUAUUGUAUGUAAUUAUUAGAAUGCACUGUAACUUAUAUGUAGUUAUUAUAAUACGCUGUGAGUUAUAAUACAUUAUAUGAAGGUGUUAUAAAUGCGCUAUGAGUUAUAUUAAAUUAUGUAAUUAUUAGAAUGUACUGUGAGUUGUAAUAAGUUAUAUGUAGCUAUUAUAAUGCACUGCGAGUUAUAAUGAAUUACAUAGUUAUAGUUAUUAUAACUGUCACCAAAUAACAAUGAAUGCCAUGCUUAAGUGACCAAGUCCAACUAGAGAAUAUUAACCCUUUGAACCCAGAGCUCUGUUACUUCUUGGCCAUCUCUUGUUUGGGAAGGGUGUCACAUCUCCAUCAUUUAAACAUUAAUUGUAUAAUCACCAAUUUUCUUGCCAGAUGUAAAGAGCUUUGUGGUCAGUGGGUUGGUGUUCAAAGGGUUAAUCUACCUGUGGAUAACCUGUAGUGUAGCUGAAUAGAUUUCACAAUGAGGGGAAAGAUUAUUAGAAUAUAUUGUUUAUAUGAGUUGUUAACAUUGUAUAUAUUUUUAUUUAAUUGUUGUUUAUGUUGAAUUGACCUCUUUCUCAUUGCCUUUCGAUGUCUGUCAGUCGCCUUAUACAUACUAGAUCUAGAGGAAACUGUGAGAUUUUUAUAAUUGACCUAUGAUAGCAAAAUGAUUCAGAAGUCCCUACUCUUUUACCACAUGAAUAAAAAUGUUAAAAUAGGUUAAAAUCUAAACUUUUUAAUAUUAUAACACGAAAGGUAAAACUAUAGAUAUGAUAUAUGAAACAAAUUCAACAUUUUAUAUUUUAGCCUUUUUCGACAUUUUUAUUCAUAUACCGUAAAAAAAAAAAAGAAAUGACUCGAGACUUUUAUUGCUGGCACGGGUUACUUAUUAUAAGUAGAUCUCCUUAAAGUGAGCAGAAUGUUGUGGCUUGUUUGGCUUAAAAUAUUUACAGGACAAACCAAGCAACUGGGGACAUCUCAGAACAGUGAAGGUUUGAAGCAUAGGUCAAACCUGUUGAUGAUUAAUGUAGAUGUGUAUAUGUAGAUAUAUAAAUUUGAACUGCUUGUUUCUAUCACCCUGAAAACUUCACAUGUUUGAUGUAAUUUUGCCUGAACUGUCAAGGGUUCAUUUGACUGCACAGUUUUUGUUUAGCAUAAGAUCUGUGUUGUGUAUUUGAUCCAACUCUUAUCAUAUGUAACAAAAAGUCUGGCCAUGUGUAGCAAUUAACUAGGCCUGUAAUAAAGAGAACAAGGCCGAUAACAUGAAGUUUGUGGAAUUGUUGAAAAAUAGGAAUUAUUCAAACCACAUAUUCUAUUAUACCCUUCUUGAUUAGCCCAGUCAGUGCAGAAAUGUAGGAUAUUUAAAACCAUUUUAUUUAUAUUAUAGAAGACAACUAUAUCCAUAUAUACAUGUAUGUUCCAUAUCACUCUACUUUUAAUCUCUAAAUUAUAACAUACUUAUGCAACAACAGCUGCUGAUUUAUUUGGGCGAGGUUUUGGAGAGUAUAUAACAUUAAUAGAAUAGGCUUCGAAACAUAGUCCAGAUAAAUUAGUAGCUGUGUAUUGCACUUUUCAGUUACUAAAUGCCUCUAAAAAAAAUUUAAAAGCCAAGUUGGUUCCUUUAUGAUUAAUUAUAUAUGUUUAUAGAUACAACUACUUACUCUGUCAGUGUAUAUACAAAUUAGAAUUUUGCUACUUUGUUGAUACUUUUCACAAUUUAUCUAUUAUAAAUAUAUAUGUUAUUUUUAUUAAGCUUAUUAGUUGAUUGAUAUAUGAGAAAAUGUUAGGUAAUAUAAUAUAAAUUAUUCAGUAUUUAUUGUGUUUGGAAGAAAAAAGAUUUGAAAACGAACUGAAGUGUAAAAUUCUGUUUAAAAAAAACUGAAAGAAAAGCUGUUUAUUUCAUGCUUUCUUAAACCUAGUGUGCCUUACACCAGACAUUUUCAGUUUUAUUUACUGUUCUGUAGUAAAAUUCAAUGACUUUUACGCAAAUUCGAUUUCUCUCUUUCUCAAUUGCUUUUGUUUCCCUAAAAAUGAAAAAUAAACGAAGAUUUCUUCUUUAGAUUUGUUUGAAUCAAAGAUGAUUUAUCUACUUAACCAUGAGAUAAAAGCUAAACUAAAUGUCAGUUUACUCGAUCUCUGUAAUAAUUAAAUAAGUUUUAUAUGAAACUGAUUCUUUUACUCGAUCUCUGUAAUAAUUAAUCAAGUUUUAUAUGAAACUGAUUCUAAUUCCUGUCUACUGUGUAAGCUAGGGAGAGGUCUUUAAUACAGGUUAUACCAUGCCUGUUCCCCAAUCUCUAUGUAGAUAAAAAUCUGAAUAAAAAAUAUUGUUUAUAAAUAAAUAAAAAAAGACUGUAAGCUAUGCAAUGUAAAAACAUUUUCCUUAUCUUUUCUACGAAAAAUAAUUUUUAUAACGGCAUCUGUUUCGCUUUCUGAAAUUUCUUCUGUAUUUAUUGAAUGGAGAGCCAUAUUACCCCCCCCCUCCCCACUUUAAUGUUUAUUAUACUAGCUAGUUUGUGUGUCUAUACUUUAGCUUUAAUAACAUUUAUGACAUACGUUAUCUUCUCCACAAAUUAUUCUGUUUGUUCGUUUUUACAAUAGUUAUUGUUAGGAUCCUUCGCAAUAUUUCAACACUUACGUUCAAACCCAGCCACCUGCUCAUCUGCAUUGACAGAGUAAGAAAAUGUUGAAAUAGCUGAAAUUUUAAUUUAUCACUUUCUCUCGUUUAACCCACCCACUCGGUUAUACAGGUUAUUCGUUAGUGGGGUGUGGUUGGUUGGCCGAACAGUUAACACAUGCGCGUUGCAUCAUAAAAUCUGUCAUCGAUUCAUGUGGCGUGCUUUCGAUUCCCUGUUCCUAUGUGAGGAGCUGUAGGGUCACCUGUCCAACCUCGUGGGUUUUCUCUGGAUCCUCCAACUAAUAAAGACCCCAACAUGCAAGUGAAUUAUUGAAAUAAAAUUUAACUAUAUGUUAGUCCCGAAAUGAGCUAGUUUGUGGUGAAUGGACAUUAAACCCCAUUUCUCUCUGUCUCUAUUUGUUAGGAUGCAAGUGUUGAAUUUUGUGACGGUCUCUUAUUGUAUGUGACUAAUACAGUGACUGACUUGGCUGACUUUCAGGUGAUCUAACAGAAUUGAAAGAAAACUGGAUUGGUGGCUAACACUGUCAAUGUAUAAACGUAUGCUGGUGUUUUACGACAUGUGACUAAUAUCUUGACAGCAUUGGCCGAAUCAACAGAAUGACAAUAUUACAAAAGGAUUGGCGGCUAACGCUGUCAAUGUAUAAAUGUAAGUUAGUGUAUUACCACAUGUCAUGUGGAUAAUACCUUGACGGCAUUGACCGACUUUCAGGUGAUGUAACAGCUAUUAGAAAAUGAUUGGAGGCUUACACUGAUGUUGAUGUGUUUGUAUAUAGUAUUAUUUUUUUAUGGUUAUGUUAUUUCCGUUACGAGGGAUCAUUAUUGAAUCAUUUAUCAUAAAAUUUGCAUAAUCCUCUUCAAAUAUAUGAAUAUAUAUAGAAUGACUGACAUCUAACAUAGCUUAUUUAUUAUUAUACUUUUAUUGUUAAAAAUCAGAUUCGUACGUGGUUGUUGUGACUAACACUAAAGACAUUUGAUAUAACGUUAUAUUAUUGACGUACACCAACAACAGUGUUAUAUUGAAGCCUCUGUAUAUAAUUCAUACUUCAUUGUCGUGACUAUAAUCUGAUCUAAAAUGUGUUUGAUACUAGCCAGCUAUAUGGUGGGCUAUCUUGAUGUAUACCAACAACAGUCUUAUAGUGAAGCCCUUGUAUAUUAAUCAUAUAUCGGCACACGGCAGGUUCUCUCUGUAAAGCUCCCAUAAUGCCUUUUAAAGCUUAGUGACAGUAGAUAGGCCAAUAACAACCAAUUAAAGUUGCAGGUACAAAUGUCUUUUACUGUCUAACCCUAACCAACUCCACCCACGACUGGAUUUACUUAUAGGCUUGAUAGACUGAAGCCCAGUGAUUUUCUUACACAAGCUGUAGUAUUAAACACCCAUAAUCAUACUCGGCUUUGCCUAGUUGUUUGAUUUGGGAGCAGCCUCUCUUCAACUAAAUCCUGCAUUGCCCCCACCGAUCGGUGGCUCAUCGGAGAGAUCACUGAUUGGUGGCUCAUCUGAGAGAUCAUCACUGAUUGGUGGCUUAUCUGAGAGAUCAUCACUGAUUGGUGUGCUCAUCUGAGAGAAAAUCACUGAUUGGUGUGCUCAUCUGAGAGAUCAUCACUGAAUGGUGGCUCUUGUGAGAGAUCAUCACUAAUUGUUGGAUCAUCUGAUAUGAUGGUUUACUAAUAAUGCUCAAAAAUAGAACAAAUUAUAAAUUUAACAAAUUGUUUCAGGGUAUUUACCAAUAUUCUCUUAUAAUGUAAGUUCUGGGAUUCAGAAUAAAUGAAAAGACACGAUUGUGGUAGUUGGUUGAUUAUUGACUGAAAAUAGAAAUAAAUAUUGUUUAGAAAGAUCAGGUUUAGCCUUUAACACUUGGUCCAGGUAUAUAUUGACCAACCCAGAUCCUUGAAGAAAAUUAGAGCAAAUUGAUAUAUUUAUACCAGAACAUCCAUGGACAAGACCAAAACAAUCUGAAAUGGCUGUUCCUUAGACUGACUCAAACGGCCGGAGAUCUGUAAAUAACUUUCCUUAUUAUAGAACCAUUUACCAGUUCAUGAGGGGUGGUCUAAGGAGCCCUGUUUAAGGUGGUUUCGGGAGGUCUUAAUCCUUACACCUUAAAGAAAAACUGAUGGUGUUCUUAAAAUUAAUUAACAUUCAACGAUUUUAAGAUCCUUGUGUUGCAGAAUAUGUAUUAAGAUAGCACUGUGUAUUGAAAUUUGGAAUAUUUCAUCUGCUGUACGUGUGUCAUAUAUAUUAUAAUUUAAAACACAAGGGGAGAUAAUUGAAAAGUGCUAUAUAUAUUAAAACAUGACAUCAUACUUAUUUAACAUUGUGUAUUUAAUGUUGCUUCAUAACAUUUCAAGCAGUUUAUUAUUAAUUGUAUUAUUAUUACCUGUGGUGUGAUUGUUCCGAUUAUGAUAUUUUUUAUGUACAUUUGGGAAAUAAAAUAAAUCACGGCUUU